Struthio camelus australis is the source of this 5619-nucleotide messenger RNA. Lineage: Eukaryota; Metazoa; Chordata; Aves; Struthioniformes; Struthionidae. The record is from RefSeq and is a predicted model, not a curated record.
AUGGAACAAGUGCUCGGAGUUUCUUGUAAUGACAACCCAUGGACUGGACGGGUGGAGAAACCAGAUGUUGAGCUUCCAUUGAAUGUCACUAGUGAUACAUCCCUUGUUUGUUUUGUUUUUAAAUCUCAGAAGAAGUUAGCUGCAUACAACAAGAUGCAGGAGUCUCUGGAAGUGACCCUUCCCAGCAAGCAAGAGGAGGAUGAGAAAGACCAGCCUGCUGAGAUGGAGUACCUUAACUCUCGCUGCGUCCUUUUCACUUACUUCCAGGGAGAUAUUGGUUCAGUAGUAGAUGAACACUUCUCAAGAGCUUUGAGCCAAGCCAGUAGCUUCAGUCCAGAAACUGCCCUUUCAAAGAGCAAGGCAGGGCUAAGUCCUCUGUGGAGAGAAAGCUCAACUAUUUCAAGCCAAAGGAGCAGUUUCCCAACUUCAUUCUGGACCAGCUCUUAUCAGCCUCCCCCUCCACCAUGCUUAAGUGGAGUACACCCCGAUUUCCCUGUUACUGCACCAGGCACCUUCCCGACAGCAGAUCCCAGCAGCUGGCCAGGACACAGCCUUCAUCAGACUGCCCCACCUCCUCCCCCUGCUGCAUCCGAAUCCUGGCAUUAUCCUUUAGCGUCUCAGGUGAGCCCUUCAUAUGCACACAUGCAUGAUGUAUACAUGCAUCGCCAUCACCCUCAUCCACACAUGCACCAUCACCAUCCCAGCUCGCACCGCGACCCACGGUAUGGUUCCCUGCUGAUGCCUUCAGUACGUGCAGCCAGGAUUCCUGCUCCCCAGUGUGACGUGACAAAGACAGAUCCCACUGCUGUCACCAGCGCUACCUCAGCAUGGGCUGGAGCCUUUCAUGGGACGGUGGACAUUGUGCCGAGUUUUGGGUUUGACACAGGCCUACAGCAUCAGGACAAGAGCAAGGAAACUUCCUGGUUCUGAAGUUCAGCUAUAACUUAAGACCAGCUGGAGCUGGGGUCACCACAGCUGGGACGGUGAUAUAGCAAUCGUUGACUCCUUCGGCAUGGGGCAAAGGACACUAUGAAGAUGGAGAGCCAACCGUUCUGGUUUUGCUAUUGAGCCUUUUGUUUGUAAGGCCAUUUAUGGGUCCCACAAUGUUGAAGAAAAAACUAGCUUUUCUUUCUUUCCUCAUCUGAGCCUUUUGCAGCUGGGCAACCUAACUCCUUUCUGCUCUUUUAACAGUGUUUUGUUUUGUUCAGCUUGAUAUUUUUAUGAACAGUCUCAAUUGUCAGGAAAAAGACUAUCCCUUGACUACAGUGCGCCUCCUUUCAGGAAUACAGUAUUUUGUAGCUCUUUGUGCAUCUAUUUUUGUAGAAAUACAGAAAGUUUGGGUAAGGAUUGAUGGGCUAUUUUAGGAUGACAUAUUUUUUUAAAAAAAAAUGUAAAAUUGUUAAGUUCUGUUUAAAGAACUUGCUCUCAGAGAAGCACUGGCAAAAAAUGUAUAAAAUGCUAUUUUUAGAUGUCUGUGAUGUGUUUGCGCAUUUUGGGUUUUUUGUUUUGUUACCUCAAAUGUCUAUCUUUCCCUUCUUUUUAAAGAGCUAAUCCUUCCUUAUUUCCACAUAACUAGAUUUUUUUUGAUAUUUUUGUCCUUUUGUUCUAGCUUAAGCAACUAUAAUUCGCACCUAAAGUUUCAGCCAAAUAUUUUUCCUGCUGGUGUUAGAUUGUAGCAAGGGUGUCUUUGUUUUCUUGCCUCUGAAGAUGGCUUUGUGCUGUGCUGACUUUAAGAAACUUGCAAACUCCUUUAGCCUGAAGCAAAGUCUGGGGUUAUAAGAACUGCAUUUCCAACCCAGUCGUUCUUUCAAACUGGACCAAAUACAUGUAUGGAUUUAAAUGAGACAUGAGUUAGGGCCUUGCCCGUGAUCCAUUGAAGCUGAUGAACAGAAUCUCUAUGGGUUAUGUUUCAGGCCCUCCUUCUGUAGUUGUCAUAAAUCUUAGUAUGCUCAUAUAUAAACUCACGAGGCAGGACUUUCAGCUAAACCAUUUCAAGGGUGAUAAUUUUUAGCAUGAAUAUUCAGGAAAGAAAUGCCAGUUUUAUAAAAAUGUUUACAACUUGUGGAAACAAUUUUUUUUUUCAACUGGCCUAAUCUUUCUGUUGUCUGAGUACCUCACAGAAAGCACUGAAGUUUUCAACUCCUGUUGACUUCAGAAGCUGGUUGUAUAACCUAAGACUUGCUGGGGGCCUUUUGAUACCCCACCUGCAGCUCUUGAAUUGCCUAAGGAGUUGCACGUGCUCAGCGUGCACAACAGAUGGGCUUUGCUGCUGUCUCUGGGUAGGAAUCUGAACUCGGAAACCACGUGGCUACACAUAGCCCCAGCACUCUACAAGAUGUUUGGGAAACCCCAUUUCUGGCCUGGGCCUCAGGUCCAACAUACAUAAUGAAUACUCUAGUUGAAGCAACGUGAACGGGAUCCAGUCCUGAAUAAGGGCUGCAAGAUUGCUGUGAAGAGCCCCAGCCCUGUGGUGGGCUGGGGUGGGUCAGCCUGCAUGCCCAAGCCUCUGGCAAGGUGACACCACAGCAGCAUGUGCUCAGGUGGAGCCAAUUGCAGGAUCAGGGCCUGAGUCACCUGAUCCUAGCUUUUGUUUGGAAAUGUUGCCUUUCUGCUCUAUGCACCUUCAGUGAAUAGAUGCCUUUAGGAUCCCUCUAUAAUAUUUCAGAAGGCUCUAAUAACCUAUUAUAGCUCUGCUACCACUGUUUUCAGACAUCCCUGUUUAAAAGAGAAACCAGCCACAUGGGAAUCAAGAGCUAACCGCGUGACUGAGAUAAGGAACAGUUUAGUUUUAAGGCAGUGAGCAUUGUAAAUGUCACUUUGGCAGGUGGAGAACACAUGGAUCUCUGGGUGAAUGGGGAGGGGGGAAGUGCUGGGCUGUGCAUGCCGACAAAAUUCAGGCCUCUAUCGUUGUGCUCCUUUUCUCUAGGCAUUAGGAAAUUGGCCCAUUGAGGUGCUGAGCGUUGUCCCUUGUCACAUGAGUUGGCUUGGAGUGCUGGCACUGGGGGCAUCAGGAUUAUAACCCAAUUUGAAAAAACCCUUACAUGCAUAUCUCAAUGAUCUGAAGUCUGAGAUAGCAUAAGAGGGCUAAACGGGCUGUGCUUAAAUACUGUUUUUAAAAAAAAAAAAAAAAAAAAGAGUAGUUUCCGUCUUGGAAUGUGGAAUUAAAUGUUUUUUUUUCAUCUUUUAGGUCAUUAGCAUUUCUUCCUGUCAAUGAAAUUCACUCUCUACGGUCUUAUAUGUUAUCGCUGCUCUCAUGGAGCUAGUUCCUCAGUUGGUCAAUGAAUUAGUAAAGGAAUGGGAAAACCAUGUGGGAGGAAGGUAGUAAAAGCAUCCACAGUUUGUUUACUUAUCAGGACAGUAUAGUUCAGGAAAUAUCUCAAGAACUCAUUCUUGCGAUAGAUAAAAAUCGGGAAUUUCUAGCAGUAUGAGAAAUACUGGGAAAAAAAAAGUCCAAACUUUUUUUUUUUCCUGGAUUUGGCAAAGCUGGAAGGCAAAAGAGAGUCAAAGCCUCCUAAGAAAAGCCAUGAGAAAAGUGGUAGUUGAACUCUGAACUUCAGAGAGGAGGAGUUUGGGGGAGGGAGGAGAGCAAAAGAAAAUGUGUUUCCUUUUUGAGCUGUACUGUGUUUGAGUUACCUAUAUAGUUCACCUGUGUCUAGCAAGAGCACUCACUGCAUUGCCUUCCUCUUUGCUAGUUCAGAUGGCGAAGGACCUUCUCCUGUUGCCUGUAGAUGUUAAUGCAUAGUCAGGGAACAGGAAAGAGCCAGGCCCAAAGUUUGCACUGGAAUCCCUUUCUGGGUUGUGGGUAGAGGGGAUGAAUAUGUGGUGAAUCUAUUGCCUCUUUCUUCAGUCUCAAGGACUACUGUUACGUGCCCAGUUUUCACUGCUGAACUUGUGAGUAUGCUUAAGGAACCCUACAGGCUCUGGGAGACAAGUGCCAGUGAGAAGCUGCUGUUGUCUAUACCCAUUCAUGCACCAGUCAGUGGACUUUGAAAGUCAAACGUUUUUGUUCUGUUUUUUUCCUCCCUCCUUAGUAACUAAUAUUCCCCUGUACUUAACAAGUGAACUGAAAAUAAAAAUUCAAGUCCAUAGCAGUAGCCCUGCUUGUAUAGCCUAAGAUUUGAAGGACAGGAAAGAGGAAAAAAUCCUUUCUUGUGACAAACUUUUCAAUUGAAUUCAGCAGAUUUACAGCAGAUCUCUCUUGCUUACUUGCUCUCUCUCGUGCACACGCACACAAUUAUACAUAGCCACACAAAUGUGCUUAUGAGAAGCAGAUGCUGUGUUGGUAUUGUUCUUGAAAGAGGAGGAGAGCACUCACUCACAGCGUUGCAGUUACAGCCUACUGAUGGAAGGGAGAAUGAAACAGAAAUGUUAAGACUGCUCCUGCUUCCAGAGUUGGGAGAAAAAAAAAAAACCCUUAGAAGCAGGUCACAAAGAAGUCACAUAUCUUAAUGCAUUACUAAUGAAGUUGCUUCAUUCUUUGUGUGUGUUGAAUUCUACUGUUGCCCCAAGAAAAUGGAUGAUUCAUUUUGUGAGGACCUAUGAAACAUGGUGUAUUCUGUCACUAUUUCUGGGAAGACCUGAGGAAAUUACUGCUUUAUUUUAGGAAAAUCUAGUACUAAACGCUUAAAAGUUGUUGUCCAGGAUUUGAUUUUAUUCCUGUUAAUGCUGAGAAAUCUGGUGUCAAUUUUUGUGUCUUCUCAUGUGGAGAAUCUAGGGGGUUCAACCUGAUGACCAGUUUUUGAAAAGCAGAUACUUCUUUUUAUUUCAGCUGGGCAUUCCCAUCCUGACAAGUUGAUGGGAUAAUACAGCUACUGAUCACCCAGCAGAUUUGAUUUCUGGACAGCUGAAUAAGCUACUCUUGGCCAUAGUAAAAUGCACUUUUAUUCUGAUUCCUUUCCUCACCAGGCACAAAUUCAGCUCAGUUACCAGUUUAUCCGAUACCUGUUUCACAGUGUGCAAGUCUUCAAAGAAUGGCAAGGUUCUUUCAGUCUUCUACCUUCUCCUGCUAGAAAACAUCCUUUCAAGGAUAAAUCUCUCUUCACAACUUUCACAGAGACAAUUUGCACUUCUCUAGAGAGCAGAGAUUGCAGGAGGGGAGCAUCAUUUUCCCCCAACCGUACUUAAUGAUCAACUGACUUGCAUGUACCUAACUUUUCUGCUUUAGGUCUAUUGUUUAUAUCUUGCUCUUCUCCUCUUGCAAUUCCUUAUGUGUAUGUAUAUAAAUAUUAUAUAUAUAUAUAUAUAUAUAUACACAUGCAAAUAUGCGUAGUUCCCUCUGUUCUACCCUCAUGCAUUCAAAUGCAUCUUUUUUGGAAAUGAACUGAAUGACAUCACUAAAUCUCAUUAGACUAUCUAAAAACAUGUAGGCAUUUUGUUGUGUUCUCUGUAACCUCAGGAGUGAGUGGAAUUUUUCCUUACUUGUACAAAAAAGGCUUUCAAAAGCCUCGAUUUGUUGUAUCAUAAAGAUGACCGUGCUGUUGGUGGAGUUUUGUAGAGAGGUGCAAUAUAUUGCCUUUCAGCAGACGAGCAUAUCUUGUUGAUUGAGAUUCUUUCAAUUAAUUUCAGGUACAUUUUUCUUCCUCCUUAUUAAUGGACCAGCAACAUGUAUUUCUUGUAAGA